Molecule: messenger RNA, 3090 nt
Organism: Hirsutella rhossiliensis
Lineage: Eukaryota; Fungi; Ascomycota; Sordariomycetes; Hypocreales; Ophiocordycipitaceae
Product: ATP-dependent DNA helicase PIF1
Exons: 7
Coding region: 1-3090 (1029 amino acids)
Source: RefSeq, a predicted model, not a curated record
AUGGUCCGUGUCGCUAAAGAUUCCUUCCACAGACUUGAGCAGGCCUAUGCAAACUUGACCGAGGACCGACUGAAGAGGGCCGAAGUGGAGAUGCGGGAGACGAGGACUACGUCGGACCCCGACAUAUCGCUCUUGCUUCGCGAGCUGUCGAUCUUUGGCCAUGCACAGCCGCUCUCGAACGAAUCCCGUUUACUUAUGCGGAGGAAGAUACAAGCUCUAGACAUCCGCGCCGGUAUGCCUGCAAUCUGGAUUACCAUCAGUCCCAACGACAUUAAUAACCCGGUAAAGAUGAAGCUUGCCAUUCAUAGGCUCCACGAUUACGAGUCUGCGAAGGAGCUUUUGGCCGAUCUCCGUGAAAAGUACGACAGGAUCGCCCUGAGCACCAUGGAUCCGGUCAGCUCGGCCAUCUUCUUCCACCGAGAAAUAUCCCUAUUCUUUGAAAAGUAUGUGAAUACAGGCCGGGAAUCGAUCUUCGGGAAGAUCAGCCACUACUACGCGACGGUGGAAACGAAUGAGCGAGGCAGCCUCCACUUGCAUGGACUCCUCUGGCUGGACGGCAACAUGCGCUUACCGAACUUGAUAGACGACAUGGCCAAUCCCGCGGAAGAAGCAUAUCGCGCCCAGGUGAUUCGAUAUAUAGACUCCGUCUUUCAUGAGUGUCUAGAUGAAGAUGCCGGAAAAGCCGUGCGACAGGAGAGGAAGCCCAUCGAUCCCGUGGAGGAGGUCAUGACCAGCACCUCGGCUCUCACUGCGGCUUUUGAAGACGAAUCCAAUUUUAUCGCAUACUGUUGCCAGGUGCACUCCACACACCCUGCCUUAACCUGCCGCUUCAAGGCACCGUGGAAGAUCGUCGAGCAGACAGGAUUCACAGAGGAUGGCUUGCUUCAGAUUCGGCGCAACCAUCCACUCGUCAACCGGUAUAACAAGUCGUUGGCGGUCGGCCUUCGCCACAACCACGACGUCUCGAUGAUCUUGACCAAGACCAAGGGCCUGGCCAUGGUGUACUACAUCACGAACUACGCCACCAAGCUGGAUACGCCGAUGUGGAAGCGCAUUGCUCGCCACCGAGGUUGCCCGCCAACUUCGCGAGGCCGGUCGUCCGACGUCUCGCGCGCCAGGUCCCGCCCUGCCCGACGAGAGGCACCAGGCGGUAUUGAACGAAAGCCGUCAAUUCCUGAUGAGAACGGCAAAUCGCAUCUUCUCCGAGCGACAACUCUCGGCUGUCGAGGUUUGUUACCACCUCCUGGAUAUGACACCGACUUUACCAACGUGCCGCAUUGGUCCUUCUUGAACUUGACGGCCCUAUACUGGACAAUCUUUCGGCUAUGGGCGCAUCUCCGCCAUCAGGCCGGCGAGCUCACGGACGCCGAACAGCCCCAGAGACAAUCCUCUGAGGCAAGGAGGGCGAACCCUAUUAUGCCUGGAGGCGAUUCAGACUGUGAAGGCUGGAUGCAAAAGCUUCGACGGCCCGACCAGUACGCCGUCCCGAUCUUCCAAGGAUACAUCAGCGACGACCACGAGGACGAUCACCCAGUCUAUAUUAAGCGAAACUCUGUCCUACAUUUGGCGUUAUUCGUCCCUUGGGAAAACUUCACUUCUGAGAGCCUAGGUGAUAUAACCGACAUAUGGACGACGCAUCGAGCGGGCCUUUGUCCCCGCCUCCGUUUCUACGUCUCUAACAUUUGUCUUUUGAGAAAGUCUGCCGAAGACGCGCGUAAGGACGCGAAGCUCUGGGCCACGGCCAAGGCCCAACAACUAUUGCAUCUUCGGAUGCUAGACGACAUUGAGGGUGGUUCCCAGGGGACCAUGCUUUCCGCGGAUGGCGCCGACAUCGACGAUACGCUAGCUCGCUACGGCGAUACGGAGUCCCCUGCUGCGCUCCCGGGCAGCGACCUCAAUGAACGAGGCCCUCGGAUGCUUGUCGACGUCAGUCCGGCAACUAGCUUCGCGGAGAUGGGACACACCGCCGCGGCCAGCUUUACACUGAACUAUCUACAGACCAUGGCCCUUCAACUCGUUUGCCUGUUUCUGGACAAGUAUACUGCCAAUCCGGACUCAGCGGGUCAGCAUCUUCAAUACACCGGCGGGCCGGGUGGCACGGGAAAGUCGAGGAUUAUCGAUGCCCUGAAGGACGUGUUCGCGGCGAGGAACCAGCCGCAUCUUCUGCAGAUAACCGGCACGUCGGGCAGUUCGGCGGCCCAGAUUGGCGGCACGACCAUCCACUCGGCCUGUGGAUUGUGGCAUCUGUUCAAAACCGUGGUGCUCCUCGAAGACCAAGUCCGCGCACGCAACGAUCCCCAGCUCCGUGCACUCCUGGAUCGAGUUCGUAACGGGCGCCAGACCCAUGAAGAUCUGAGCUUGCUCAAUGCCAACAUUGUAGGACGCUCGCAAAUCACCUUCCACGAUGGUUUGCGCGCUAUAACGCCGCUGAACCGCACCCGGUGGGCCCUCAACAUGGAAGCUGUUGUGGGCUGGGCGCGCUUCAACAAGCGGCACAUCCGUAUCUUUGUCUCGACUCACACCUGGCGCAACGGCACGCUGUCUCCAAACCUCAUAGCGCGAACCAUCGGACAAGGCGACGACUCUGCCUGCAAAGUCCCCGGCGUCUUCUUCUACGCCCAGGGCAUGCCCGUGGUUGUGAACAAGAACAUCUACACUGGCCUGAAGGUGGUGAAUGGGGCUGACUUUACUGCCGUGGACGUGAUAAUCGAUCCCAAUCACCCGGGAUACUGCUUGGCAGAUGACGUGACCAUCCACUUCGGGCCGCCGCUCGGCAUUCUUCUGCAGUCCGAGGAGACGAAGACCUUGGCGAUACCGUCCCUCCCGGGUAAAACAUUCGUCGAAGUACUGUUGGAGCUGCGUGGAAAUCGUGUGACCAAUGGUGAACCCUCCAAGUGCGAUUUUACGAGCCUCUAUGUGCAACUAUCCAGGUGCACCUCGCUUCGGGGCAUCAAGCUUCUUAAUCCCGUGAGACACCAUGACUUCAUUGGCAAUGGGCUCGAUCAGGCCAUUCUUGAUGGAAUGCAGAGACUCAAGAACUUGGCCGCGGAAACGAGACGGUUAUACAAGGACCAAGGUUUCGAAAAGUAG